This is a messenger RNA of Solanum tuberosum (potato), 1206 nucleotides long. RefSeq names its product probable LRR receptor-like serine/threonine-protein kinase At3g47570. Lineage: Eukaryota; Viridiplantae; Streptophyta; Magnoliopsida; Solanales; Solanaceae. Gene Ontology annotation, biological process: protein phosphorylation. The coding region runs from base 1 to 1206 and encodes 401 amino acids. Gene Ontology annotation, molecular function: protein binding; ATP binding; protein kinase activity. The transcript is spliced from 3 exons. The record is from RefSeq and is a predicted model, not a curated record.
AUGAGUAGUCUUCUCUAUCUAAGUGUGUCACAGAAUUCAAUAGAGGGAGAAGUUCCAUCAGAUAUUGGAGGACUGAAAGCCAUUGUAGAACUAUAUCUUUACAGUAACCACUUUUCAGGAAUGAUACCAAGCACAUUCGGGGAACUCCAAAACCUGCAGUAUCUUGAUCUGUCCAACAAUUCUUUUUUUGGCCAAAUUCCAUUAUCCUUUGCCAACUUGAUAAGCUUAGAUUACUUGAAUUUGUCUUUAAAUGCCUUGUCCGGUACUAUUCCUAAGUCUUUGGAAAAACUCGCAUACCUUAAAAGCAUUAAUGUUUCAUUUAAUGAUUUAGAAGGUGAAAUACCGAGUGGAGUGUUUGAAAAUUCCACUUUGCAAUCAUUUCUCGGGAACAAAGGUCUUUGCGGAAUGCACAUAUUGGAGAUUCCUGCUUGUGCUAUCACUAAUCCCAGAAAACAAUCAAAGCUUAAGGAGGUUGUGCUAAAAAUUGUUACUCCAGUGGUUAUUGCAUCCUUUCUGAUAUUCUUGUUCGUUUCAAUUUGGAUAAUGAAACGACAGAGAAAGGGAUGUGAGGGAAGCUCUGGCUCUGUGUACAAAGGAACAUUGUUUGGUGGAACUGCAGUGGCCAUUAAGGUUCUCGAUUUGGAAAAUGAGCAAGUAUGCAAGAGGUUUGAUACCGAAUGCGAAGUGAUGAGAAAUGUUAGACACAUAAAUCUUGUUUCAGUGAUUACUACAUGUUCUAAUGACUAUAUAAGAGCCUUUGUUCUGCAAUUUAUGCCCAAUGGAAGUCUUGAGAAUUGGCUGUACAAAGAAGAUCGCCACUUGAACCUUCAUCAAAGAGUCACUGUAAUGCUUGAUGCAGCUAUGGCAGUUGAAUAUCUACUUCAUGCAGGGGCAUAUAUAGGAGGGGGUCACCGGGUUCACAUGGAGGUUUUGACGAAAAGAAGGCCAACAGAGGAAGAGAUAUGCAAUGGAAAUCUCGACUUGAGAAAAUGGAUUACACAAUCAUUUUCAGGGAGUAUGAUGGACGUUGUGGAUGCCAAUCUUUUUUGUGAGGAAGAACAAACCACUAGUAAAAGUGAAAUGUGCAUAGCCUCCAUGAUAGAAUUGGCUUUAGAUUGCACAAAGGAAGCGCCACAAUCAAGAGUGACCAUGAAAGAAGUAGUGAAGAGGCUUAACAAAAUCAAGAAUGCAUUUCUAGAAACAUAG